This is a messenger RNA of Branchiostoma floridae (Florida lancelet), 667 nucleotides long. RefSeq lists its product as uncharacterized. Lineage: Eukaryota; Metazoa; Chordata; Leptocardii; Amphioxiformes; Branchiostomatidae. The record is from RefSeq and is a predicted model, not a curated record. The transcript is spliced from 5 exons. The coding region runs from base 98 to 532 and encodes 144 amino acids.
GAUCUACCAAAGAUAACGUUAGCUAUUUGAGCCGAAAGUCCUCAAAGACCGCUCGCAGUCUAUCACACAUCGAGUAGAGGAUAUCAGAAAAAGCAGGAUGCGGUGUUUCCUUCUUCUCUCGGUACUUUUGCAGGGUACUUUCGCCCUCCUCGGGACAAGUUCUCUCGACCCGCUGACAGGACCGGACUGUUACACAGUAUGCACAGCGAGUAUCCCCGGAACCUGCUACAACCCCUGCAUUGGGACGUGGACAACAGGAUCUGACCUUCUCCCUGACCUCCUGCACCCUAUCACCAAGGAGGACCAACCCAAACACCCUGUCCGCCAGAGCAAUGUCGGCACAGUGGAGAGGAUGGCGGCAGCGGCCAGGGCUCUCCUCCCCAACCUCAACCCCGAUCUGGGCUGCGCUGGGCAGGUGGUCUGCACCAUGAGCAUUCCUGGGACCUGCUACGAUCCUUGCACCGGACAAACCUGGACCACAGGUGAGUCCCUGGAGGAUCUGAUUGGCCAGCUAAGCCCUGUCGCCUCGUAAGGCGGGCUCUCACGUCAUCUCUUUUACCCGCCGCACAGUGGAUCGAUCCGUGGCCAUGGAUGGAAAGGAAUCUUGAUUCUUGCUCCUUUCCUGAUCGAAUAACAAUAAAUCUGACGUGAAAACCAGACGAACCAG